This is a messenger RNA of Xenia sp. Carnegie-2017, 2666 nucleotides long. Its product is annotated as RNA-binding protein MEX3B-like. The transcript has 2 exons. Bases 107 to 1621 code for a protein of 504 amino acids. The record is from RefSeq and is a predicted model, not a curated record. Gene Ontology annotation, molecular function: RNA binding. NCBI's taxonomy places the organism in Eukaryota, Metazoa, Cnidaria, Anthozoa, Malacalcyonacea, Xeniidae.
AGCUCUGAAUGUGUCGCGAUAUAUUAUGACAUAUCUAGGGCGACGUGGUUGUCAGCCUUCUUAUCUUCUUACAUAAGGUGACUAAACACCACGUCCAUUCAACUAAAUGCCUAUACCGACAACGGCCAGCUACCUUAUGGACGGUACAGAAGCGCUAGUCAACUCAAAUAGCCAACUUGAGGCGGACCAGAGGGCCUUACAACUCGCUCUGGAGUAUUCAAUGCUAGGGCUUACGAACGAUGAUGAUAUAAAUGGAUUCGACGAAUUUCGAUUUAAGAAGAGCGUGAACAUGACCGAAUGUGUGGCUGUACCAAGCUCGGAGCAUGUUGCCGAAAUAGUUGGCAGACAAGGUUGUAAAAUCAAAGCGCUGAGAGCGAAGACAAAUACGUACAUCAAGACGCCGGUUCGUGGAGAAGAACCUGUAUUUGUCAUCACCGGGAGAAAGGAAGAUGUUACGAUUGCCAAGCAAGAGAUUCUAUCCGCUGCAAACCAUUUCUCGCAGAUACGUGCCCAAAGAAAGAGCUCCACGCUCAGUUCGGGAGCGUCCUCUCCAACGGGAGGACCUGGUCAGACUACGAUACAAGUUCGAGUUCCCUAUCGUGUGGUCGGCCUCGUCGUCGGUCCUAAAGGGGCAACUAUCAAGCGCAUACAGCAAGCAACGAACACGUACAUUGUGACACCUUCUCGAGACAAGGAACCCAUCUUUGAGGUGACGGGCAGUUUGGAGAACGUCGAGUCUGCCAAGAAAGAAAUCGAAACUCAUAUAGUUUUGAGAACCGGCGGUUUGCUCGACGAUGAUGUUUUCAAAAGUAAUAGCGAUUCUCUCAAUGCGUUCAAUGGCUUUCAGUCAAGCUAUGGGUCAAGUACUCGAAGUGGUCGGGACUUGCAGCGUGCUCUGUCGACGGAUUCAUUCUACCUCAACUCGUCUAAAUUAAACGACUAUAAUCCGCUCACUAGUCCAUUUUCCACGUCCAGUAAUGGAACAAGCAACGGAUACUUCAGUUUCAAUCAUGAUCUUAUACCUUCGCCCACCGAAGAUUUGAUCAUCUCAAGUGGUAGUAGCGGUUUUAACUCUAGCCCCACUCCUCCAUCACCAUCUAUUUGGAGUACUGAUACGAAAAUCGAAAGCUUCUCUACGAAUGGAACAUUGAAUGGGAUCGGGUCUAUUGGCAGUGGACGGCCUAUCUCGUCUCACACGACCGCAAGACGAUUGUCAAGCGAACCGUUGCUGCCUUCUCUACCUAGUACAAGCAAUGGUUUGGGUGCAUUUUCUAGAUUUUCCUCUGCAACAACGACGUCCAUAGGUGUUUUGAGUAAUUCUAAUAGUGCCGCGAAUGCAAGUUCAACGAUAAACGGUGAAUUACCGAAAGCAAAUGGCGUUAUCGGAUCUCGUUCUCCUAACAACAACGUCGACACAACAAACAACAAUAUUGCCAAUUCAUCAUCCGUCACCAAGAAAAAACAGUGUGUGAUUUGCUGCUCUGCCCAAGUUGAAGCUGCGCUUGUUCCCUGCGGUCAUAAUUUGUUCUGCAUGGAAUGCGCUCUUAACUUGAAAAGCAAGGACUCCCCUUGCCCCGUUUGCCAAGAGAAGGUCACACAAGUUCUGAAGAUAAUUUCGUGAGAUGUGAGUGUCUAGUUCGUAAGUGUUAUAACGCUAGGCCCUCGUUCACUGAAGUACUAUUGUUAACUUAAACGAUGGUAUGUCAAGUAUGGCAAGUUCGUGCAAAAUUUUAUGUGAAAAGGAGAAUUAUGCUCGUACUUGCACCCAACAUGAUUGACAAUUUACAAAAUCAAUUCAAAAUAUGAAAAAAUAUGGGGCCUAGCGUAGCACAAUAUUAAUUAAUGGAUGCGUCACGACAAUGCAUCGCAAUCUUCACAGAUUUGUAAUCAUCGUUAGGGAUUUUAUUAUCUGAGAGGGAAUUUUGUAUAUUAAGUUUAUCGCACACAUACACACAUGCACAUCACUGCUUCAUUAGUUCACAAACCCGUCCAUUACUCGAAAUACCAAGAAAUUGUGUACAUUGUCAACAAUUGGAAAUAUUUGUCUUCGGUGUGAGUUACGAAUUCAUGUCUUUGUGACGUGCCAAAGCAAGUAAAGGGCUAUGAUUUGUAGGCUCAAAUCGAAGACAUGUAAAUUGUGAUAUGUGUUCCCCGAAGAGUAUUUUAGAUUGCUUAUUUUACUAUACCAGCGAGUGUGUUAUAUAAUGACUGAGAGUAGAUCGUAUUUAUCAAUCGAGUAUUUUACGUCGUAUUAUUGAGAUUUGAAAAGGUCUUUUCAUAUAAAUAUAUAUAUUAUAAGCCCGUUUAUAUAUGCAUCACAAUAAUGAGAACUUGUAAUAUUUGUAUCAUUUAGAGCAUACUAAUUCCAUAGGAUAGAUUCGACACCUAUUCACACAAAGCUCGUAUUAAUAUUUGUCAUUUUAUAUAAUAUUAUAUAUUUAGCGCAAUUCACUUCACAUCAUUAUUGUAGAACUUUGAUAUAGGAUAAAACACACGAAUUAGAGUAAGAUUAUUAAUGUAUAAAUACAUUCAUGAAGGAAAAGAAUUAUUUUUUAUUUUAUGCCCGAAAUACAACUGUGGCAAUGCAGAGAAUAUAAUAAGAAUAGAAUAUUGCAAAAAUUGUAUAGCUUUAUUUUUCUUCAUUCAAAUAUAUACACUAUAAAAGA